Bufo bufo (common toad) is the source of this 3520-nucleotide messenger RNA. It is a transcript of the gene SLC6A5, whose product is annotated as solute carrier family 6 member 5. Lineage: Eukaryota; Metazoa; Chordata; Amphibia; Anura; Bufonidae. Gene Ontology annotation, cellular component: membrane. Gene Ontology annotation, molecular function: glycine:sodium symporter activity. Gene Ontology annotation, biological process: sodium ion transmembrane transport; glycine import across plasma membrane; synaptic transmission, glycinergic. The record is from RefSeq and is a predicted model, not a curated record. Bases 1 to 2913 code for a protein of 970 amino acids. The transcript is spliced from 17 exons.
AUGUCCACAGUGCUGAACCUGGGUGUUGAACCUGGGGUAGUUGUCUAUAGUGCUGAACCUGAGGUAAAUGUCCAUAGUGUUAAACUUGGGGAGGAUGUCCAUAGUGCUGAACUUGGGGUAAAUGUCCAUAGUGCUGAACCUGGGGUAGAUGUCAAUAGUGCUGAACCUGGGGUAGAUGUCCAUGGUGCUGAACCUGGGGUAGAUGUCCAUGGUGCUGAACCUGGGGUAGAUUUCCAUAGUGCUGAACCUGGAGAAGAUGUCCAUAGUGCUGAACCUGGAGAAGAUGUCCAUACUGCUGAACCUGGAGAAGAUGACCAUAGUGCUAAACCUGGGGUAGAUGUCCAUAGUGCUGAACCUGGGGUAGAUGUCCAUACUGCUGAACCUGGGGUAGAUGUCCAUACUGCUGAACCUGGGGUAGAUGUCCAUACUGCUGAACCUGGGGUAGAUGUCCAUACUGCUGAACCUGGGGUAGAUGUCCACAGUGCUGAAGCUGGGGUAGAUGUCCACAGUGCUGAACCUGGGGUAGAUGUCCACAGUGCUGAACCUGGGGACUACGUGAAUCCCAUGGAUGUGGGGCAAAAGACAGUGAACAGCCCGGAGGGGGCCGCCCCAGGACUCAUGGGGGCUGCAGGAGUCACCCAGCACAGCCCAGACAAUGAUGUCCCCCUUCAAGCCUCCUCCAAACUGGCCAGGUUGUCCCAAUCUACUUCCAAUGACAACAAAGGGUUUGAGGAGUCCAAGGCCAGCGCUCUGGAGAGGUCUAGAACUGGGGGGUCCUGUAAGAUCAUCACCCCCAGUCACGGGAACUUUGUCAUAAGAAAGGACUCUGCAGAUGGAUUUCCAUUGAAGGCUUCAAACAUGACUGACAGCAACGGGCAGAGCAACUCGGUGCCAUGCAGGAUCGUGCCCCUCCAGAGCACAGAGGGGGGCGCCAACCAGAACUAUGGGAUAACCAGUCUGGAGCAGAACAACGCCAAGGGGGGCUGGGUGCCCAUGAACCAGAGCACCGUCAUCCUGGGCACAGAUGGCAGCACCUCUGUCCUGUCCGGCAACCUCAGCGGGGAGGAUGAAGGGGAUGAGAAUAAAGUGCGAGGAAACUGGUCCAAUAAACUGGAUUUCAUCCUGUCUAUGGUGGGCUACGCGGUGGGCCUGGGCAAUGUCUGGAGAUUUCCCUACCUGGCAUUCAAAAAUGGCGGAGGGGCUUUUCUCAUUCCCUACUUGACAAUGUUGGCUUUAGCUGGGAUCCCCAUUUUCCUCCUGGAGGUGUCACUUGGACAGUUUGCCAGUCAGGGCCCCAUCUCUGUGUGGAAAGCCAUUCCUGCAUUACAAGGCUGCGGGAUUGCCAUGUUGAUUAUUUCCGUUCUGAUCGCCAUAUACUACAACAUCAUCAUGUGCUACACCCUCUUCUAUCUCUUCGCCUCACUCGUGUAUGUCUUACCGUGGGCGUCUUGUGAUAAUCCGUGGAAUACACCGGACUGUAAAGAUAAAAACAGACUUUUACUGGAUUCCUGCCUCAUUGGGGACCAGCAAAAAAUUCAAAUCAAGAACAGCACGUUCUGUAUGACCGCCUAUCCAAACUUGACCAUGGUGAACUAUACCAGCCACGGCAACAAGACCUUUGUCAGCGGGAGUGAAGAAUACUUCAAGUACAAUAUGCUGAAGAUUUCAGCCGGCAUCGAGUACCCCGGUGAAAUCCGCUGGCCGCUCGUCUUUUCUCUCUUCCUGGGCUGGGUCAUCGUCUAUGCAUCACUCGCCAAAGGAAUCAAGACAUCGGGAAAGGUUGUGUAUUUUACAGCCACUUUUCCUUAUGUGGUACUUAUCAUCCUCCUCGUCCGAGGGGUCACCCUACCUGGGGCAGGAGCUGGCAUCUGGUACUUCAUCACCCCAAACUGGGAGAAGCUGAAAGAUGCCAUGGUUUGGAAGGACGCAGCUACACAGAUUUUCUUCUCUCUGUCGGCAGCCUGGGGAGGUCUGAUCACCUUGUCAUCUUACAACAAAUUCAACAAUAACCUGUAUCGGGACACACUGAUUGUGACUUGCACCAACAGUGCCACAAGUAUUUUUGCCGGUUUCGUCAUAUUUUCUGUUAUCGGCUUUAUGGCGAACGAGCUGAAAGUAGAUAUUGACAAAGUUGCUGAUCAAGGUCCCGGUAUUGCUUUUGUCGUGUACCCGGAGGCUCUGACCAGGCUGCCGCUGUCCCCAUUUUGGGCGAUAAUAUUCUUCCUUAUGCUUCUAACAUUAGGACUGGACACAAUGUUUGCUACAAUUGAAACAAUUGUAACUUCGGUUACUGAUGAGUUUCCCAAGUAUCUACGGACCCACAAGCCCCUCUUCACCUUGGUCUGCUGUAUUUGUUUCUUCAUCAUGGGAUUUCCGAUGAUAACUCAGGGGGGGAUCUACAUGCUGCAGCUCGUGGACAAUUAUGCCGCUUCAUAUUCGCUUGUAAUAAUUGCAAUCUUUGAGCUGGUGGGAAUUUCCUAUGUGUAUGGCCUGCAGAGAUUCUGUGAAGACAUAGAGAUGAUGAUUGGAUUUCAGCCGAAUCGCUUCUGGAAGAUUUGCUGGGCUUUCGUCACGCCGACUAUUUUAACUUUCAUCCUAUGCUUCAGCUUCUACCAGUGGGAACCAAUGACUUAUGGAACCUACCACUACCCAGGGUGGUCCAUGGUCCUCGGGUGGCUGAUGCUGGCCUGCUCCGUCAUCUGGAUUCCGAUCAUGUUUGUCAUCAAAAUGUAUCUGGCACCCGGCAGCUUUAUUGAGAGGCUGAAGCUGGUUUGCUCUCCACAGCCAGACUGGGGUCCGUUCCUUUCUAAACACCGUGGAGAACGUUACAAGAACAUGAUAGACCCAUUGGGUACCUCCUCACUUGGCCUGAAGCUUCCUCCUAAGGAUAUGGAGCUAGGAACACAAUGCUAGUAUAUAUGGUGUCUGUACCUCUGUCGUACAGGCUCCCUACAUUCCUCAUAAUGUCCGUCUCAUUCUGCUUCCUUAUCCAACAGUGCAGGUGGCCUCUUAGAUAAACAGUAGAUCCAUUGUUGCAUGCUGUAGCCAACACCUAAAUCGACCGCCUUGCACAUUUCUUGCUUCUCUAUAGUGUCCACAACCUUUCGUUUGACUGCCAAAUAUCAGCAGUGCCUCUGACGAUGAUUGUCCAGCUGCAGUAAGUAAUAUUAUUUUAUAGAGAAAAGUAGAGUAGUUGUUCCUGUCGUUAUAUGAGAAUAUUAUAUAGAGUGUGAGCCAAUCUAUUGUUAAGCAAAGAAAUUUCAUUAUUUAUUCCAUCGACGAUGGGUAAAACCCAAAAAUGCCUCACUCCUCAUUAGCCCAGAGUAGUUCCUCUAUGGAUACAUCUCUGAAAUGUCUAUCAGGUUGGAGAUCCAAGUCAUAUCUAAAAGUGGUAAACUCAAGUGAACCAGACUUCCUCGAGAUAUUCCACCACUAAUUUGGUGGCUUCAUCAGGUCAAAUUAGUGGUAUGAACGUUCUCCCUGCAUGUAUUUUUUUGCAAAGGUCGGGUCAACAGAUGAA